CAUUUCAAGGAUCUGAGGAACAGGAAAAGAAAAACAAAUCAUGACUACCCACAUCAUUGAUUGACUGAGUGCUCCGGGAAGCCUAUUGCGGUAAAAUUGAUUUUGCCCUUUCUUUCUUUUCUUCCCUCUUCCAUACUCUAUGCCCCCUCCCUUCCUCCAAUCCUUAACACGCGAUAAAACCAAUAUAAAACAUAGCUUUAAACUCACCCGUCGAAGAAUGAGCAGCAGCAGCAGCCCUGUUGGACUGGAACACGGGGCCAGGACUUGGACCUCCUCCUUCCCUCUUCCUCAUCACCAGCCAUCAAAAAUCCCUCCCUUCUAUCUCUCCUACCUGGACACAAUCGAUACUUAGCAUGAUCCAUGCAUAUGUUUGCCCCGAAAUGGG
Messenger RNA from Aspergillus welwitschiae, 385 nucleotides. RefSeq lists its product as uncharacterized. The record is from RefSeq and is a predicted model, not a curated record. NCBI's taxonomy places the organism in Eukaryota, Fungi, Ascomycota, Eurotiomycetes, Eurotiales, Aspergillaceae. The coding region runs from base 140 to 352 and encodes 70 amino acids. The transcript is spliced from 2 exons.